Messenger RNA from Gekko japonicus, 5898 nucleotides. RefSeq names its product zinc finger protein 208-like. Gene Ontology annotation, biological process: regulation of transcription by RNA polymerase II. Lineage: Eukaryota; Metazoa; Chordata; Lepidosauria; Squamata; Gekkonidae. The record is from RefSeq and is a predicted model, not a curated record. The coding region runs from base 1 to 5898 and encodes 1965 amino acids. The transcript has 12 exons. Gene Ontology annotation, molecular function: RNA polymerase II cis-regulatory region sequence-specific DNA binding; DNA-binding transcription factor activity.
AUGGAAGAGCCUCAGAGCCGGGUUCCGGAACGUCUCUGUGGGGGAGUGGAAACGCUGAAGAUGCAGCCAGCUCGGUGUUCGGUUUCCUUCGAGGAGGUGGCCUUGCGUUUCACAAAGGGCGAAUGGGCACUGCUGAAUCCUGACCAGAGAGCUUUGUAUAGAGAAGUCAUGGUGGAGAACUAUGGGAAUGUGGCCUCUCUGGAAUCCAAAACAAUUCUGAAGCCGGACCUCAUCUCCUGGCUUCAGGAAAGUGAAGCACCAUUUCCCCCAGACCCCGAAGAAGAGGAGAGGCCGACAGGUAACAGCCAAGAAGAUGAGAAUUAUAGCGAGCGAUGUGCGGCGUCUCUCAAAAGGACCAGCCACGAGGUGGAGGAAAAGCCUUCCAGGAAUCCAGAACAGUCAAAGAGGCAGGAAGAAAGCAAAGUAGAGAAGUCAAUGAAUCAGUCUGUAGUUUUCCAGGCUGGCAUCAUCCCUGAAAAUUCACCCCAAAAAGAGAAUCGCAAAGGAAAGAGGAGGAAUAAACAUUCUGAAAGCGGAGAAGUCUUGAGAUGUGAAUCCAGCUUUUCUUCCCAUCAGAGAAUCCAUGCAGGGGCUGAAACAUACAAAUGCUUUGAAUGUGGGAAGGGCUUCAGCAGGCUCGUAAACCUCACUUCUCAUCAGAGGAUCCAUAAGAGGGAGGAACCAUCCAAGAGUUCAGACUGUGAAUACACUUUUGGUCUGAGUGAAGGUCUUACUUCCCAUCAAAGAACCCACACAGGGCAAAAACCAUGCCAGUGUUCAGAGUGCGGCAAGAGGUCGAGCUAUGACAGAGCUCCUACUUUGCAUCAGAGAAUCCAUGCAGGGGCUGAAACAUACAAAUGCUUUGAAUGUGGGAAGGGCUUCAGCAGGCUCGUAAACCUCACUUCUCAUCAGAGAAUCCACACAAAGGAAAAGUCGUAUGAGUGCUUAGAGUGUGGAAGGACCUUCAGUUGGAAAGCAGUUCUCAUUUCCCAUCAGAAAAUCCACUCAAAAGAGAAACCAUAUAAAUGCUUGCUGUGUGGAAAGAGCUUCACUCUCAGUAAAAGCCUCACUUCUCAUCAGAGAAUCCACACAAAGGAAAAGUCGUAUGAGUGCUUAGAGUGUGGAAGGACCUUCAGUUGGAAAGCAGUUCUCAUUUCCCAUCAGAAAAUCCACACGAAGGAGAAACUGUAUGCAUGCGUGGAGUGUGGAAAGACCUUCCGUUGGAGCACAGCCCUCACUUCCCAUCAGAAAAUCCACACAAAGGAGAAGUCGUAUGAGUGCCUGGAGUGUGGAAAGACCUUCCGNNNNAGCUCAGGCCUUCGUAUGCAUCAAAUAAUCCACACAGGAGAAAAGCUAUAUAAAUGUAUGGAAUGUGGAAAGAGUUUCCGUAGCAGCGGAGACCUUAAAUUACAUGAAAGACUCCACACAGGAGAAAAGCCAUAUAAAUGCUUGGAGUGUGGAAAGAGUUUCCGUGUAAACACAAGCCUUAAAUCACAUGAAAGAAUCCACACAGGGGAGAAGCCCUACAGAUGCCUGGAUUGUGGGGAAAGCUUCAGUCAUAGCUCAGGCCUUCGUAUGCAUCAAAUAAUCCACACAGGAGAAAAGCUAUAUAAAUGUAUGGAAUGUGGAAAGAGUUUCCGUAGCAGUGGAGACCUUAAAUCACAUGAAAGACUCCACACAGGAGAAAAGCCAUAUAAAUGCUUGGAUUGUGGAAAGAGUUUCCGUCUCAGCACGUACCUUAGACUGCAUGAAAGAAUCCACACAGGGGAGAAACCAUAUAAAUGCCUGGAGUGUGGAAAGGCUUUCUCCAGCGGCACACAGCUGACGGAACAUUAUACAAUCCACACCGGAGAGAAAAAAUAUAGAUGCAGGGACUGUGGGAAAAGAUUCAGAUGGAGAGGCUAUUUUAUAUCCCACCAAAGAACGCACAAAGAGGAGGAAUCCCAAGGCAUUAAUGCCGAAGUCAAGGCCGUGGAAGAGCCUCAGAGCCGGGUUCCGGAACGUCUCUGUGGGGGAGUGGAAACGCUGAAGAUGCAGCCAGCUCGGUGUCCGGUUUCCUUCGAGGAGGUGGCCGUGCAUUUCACAAAGGGCGAAUGGGCACUGCUGAAUCCUGACCAGAGAGCUUUGUAUAGAGACGUCAUGGUGGAGAACUAUGGGAAUGUGGCCUCUCUGGUAUUAAGCUUCCAGAAGGCCUUUACAGGCAAGAAUCUAAGUCUGGCAGAAGACCAGCCACGAGGUGGAGGAAAAGCCUUCCAGGGCUCUGAAUGUGGAAAAGGCUUCAGCAGGCUCGUAAGCCUCACUUCUCAUCAGAGAAUCCAUAAGAGGGAGGAACCAUACGAGAGGCAGGAAGAAAGCAAAGUAGAGAAGUCAAUGAAUCAGUCUGUAGUUUUCCAGGCUGGCAUCAUCCUUGAAAAUUCACCCCAAAAAGAGAAUCACAAAGGAAAGAGGAGGAAUAAACAUUCUGAAAGCGGAGAAGUCUUGAGAUGUGAAUCCAGCUUUUCUUCCCAUCAGAGAAUCCAUGCAGGGGCUGAAACAUACAAAUGCUCUGAAUGUGGGAAGGGCUUCAGCAGGCUCGUAAACCUCACUUCUCAUCAGAGAAUCCAUAAGAGGGAGGAACCAUCCAAGAGUUCAGAGUGUGAAAACAGCUUUGGUCUGAGUGAAAGUCUUAGUUCCCAUCAAAGAACCAACACAGGGCAAAAACCAUGCCAGUGUUCAGAGUGUGGCAAGAGGUCGAGCUGUGACAGAGCUCCUACUUUGCAUCAGAGAAUCCAUUCAGAGGAGAAAGAAUAUAAAUGCUUGGAAAGUGGAAAGGGCUUCCGAUGGAGUUCAAACCUUAGUGUCCAUCAGAAAAUCCACUCAAAAGAGAAACCAUAUAAAUGCUUGCUGUGUGGAAAGAGCUUCACUCUCAGUAAAAGCCUCACUUCCCAUCAGAGAAUCCACACAAAGGAAAAAUCGUAUGAGUGCUUGGAGUGUGGAAGGACCUUCCGUUGGAAAGCAGCUCUCAUUUCCCAUCAGAAAAUCCACACGAAGGAGAAACCGUAUGAGUGCCUGGAGUGUGGAAAGACCUUCCGUUGGAGCACAGCCCUCACUUCCCAUCAGAGAUUGCACACAAAGGAGAAACCAUAUGAGUGCUUGGAGUGUGGAAAGACCUUCAGUUGGAGCACAGCCCUCACUUUCCAUCAGAGAACCCACUCAGGGGAGAAACCCUACCAGUGCACAGUGUGUGGGAAAUGCUUCAGUCAGAGUCCACACCUUACUUCCCACCGAAGAGUCCAUUCUAGAGAGAAACCCUAUAAAUGCCAAGAGUGUGGGAAAGGCUUCAGUCAGAGCUCACACCUGAAGGUACAUCAAAGCGUCCACACGGGAGAAAAGCCGUAUAGAUGCUUGGAGUGUGGAAAGAGUUUCCGUGUAAACACAAGCCUUAAAUCACAUGAAAGAAUCCACACUGGGGAGAAGCCCUACAGAUGCCUGGAUUGUGGAGAAAGCUUCAGUCAAAGCUCAGGCCUUCGUAUGCAUCAAAUAAUCCACACAGGAGAAAAGCUAUAUAAAUGUAUGGAAUGUGGAAAGAGUUUCCGUAGCAGCGGAGACCUUAAAUUACAUGAAAGACUCCACACAGGAGAAAAGCCAUAUAAAUGCUUGGAGUGUGGAAAGAGUUUCCGUCUCAGCACGUACCUUAGACUGCAUGAAAGAAUCCACACAGGGGAGAAACCAUAUAAAUGCCUGGAUUGUGAGAAAAGCUUCAAUCAGAGUUCAAGCCUUAAUACACAUACAAAAAUCCACACGGGGGAGAAGCCCUAUAAAUGUUUGGAGUGUGGGAAGAGUUUUAGCAGCAGUUCAGAACUUAACACACACAACAGAACUCACACAGGAGAGAAACCAUUUAAAUGCUUGCAGUGUGGAAAGACUUUCUCCACCGGCACACAGCUUACAGAACAUCAUACAAUCCACACCGGAGAGAAAAAAUAUAGAUGCAGGGACUGUGGGAAAAGAUUCAGAUGGAGAAGCAAUUUUAUGUCCCAUCAAAGAAUGCACACAGGGACUGAAACAUACAAAUGCUCUGAAUGUGGAAAAGGCUUCAGCAGGCUCGUAAGCCUCACUUCUCAUCAGAGAAUCCAUUCAGAGAAGAAACAAUAUAAAUGUUUGGAAUGUGGAAAGAGCUUCCGCUGGAAUUCAAACCUCACUGCGCAUCAGAGAAUCCAUUCAGAGAAGAAACAAUAUAAAUGUUUGGAAUGUGGAAAGAGCUUCCGCUGGAAUUCAAACCUCACUGCGCAUCAGAGAAUCCAUUCAGAGAAGAAACAAUAUAAAUGUUUGGAAUGUGGAAAGAGCUUCCGCUGGAAUUCAAACCUCACUGCGCAUCAGAGAAUCCACUCAGGGGAGAAACCCUAUAAAUGCUUGAUGUGUGGAAAGACCUUCACUCACAGUACAAAACUCACUUACCAUCAGAGAAUCCACACAAAGGUGAAACCAUAUGAGUGCUUGGAGUGUGGAAAGACAUUCAGUUGGAGUACAGCCCUUACUUCACAUCAGAGAACCCACUCAGGGGAGAAACCCUACCAGUGCACAGUGUGUGGAAAGUGCUUCAGUCAGAGACCACACCUUACUUCCCACCGAAGAAUCCAUUCUGGAGAGAAACCCUAUAAAUGCCAGGAGUAUGGAAAAGGCUUCAGUCAGAGCUCGCACCUGACUUCACACCAAAGACUCCACACAGGAGAAAAGCCAUAUAAAUGCUUGGAGUGUGGAAAGAGUUUCCGUCUCAGUGUAUUCCUUACAUCACAUGAAAGAAUCCACACAGGGGAGAAGCCAUAUAAAUGCCUGGAUUGUGGGAAACUCUUCAAUCAGAGAUCAAGCCUUAAUACACAUCAAAGAAUCCACACAGGAGAGAAGCCAUAUAAAUGCAUGGAAUGUGGAAAGGGUUUUGGCAGUGGUCCACACCUUAAUGCACACAACAGAAUUCACACAGGGGAGAAACCAUUUAAAUGCCUGCAGUGUGGAAAAAACUUCUCUAGGGGCACACUGCUUAGAGAGCAUUAUACAGUCCAUACCAGAGAGAAAAAAUAUAGAUGCAGGGACUGUGGGAAAAGAUUCGGAUGGAAGAAUGCUCUUACUUUGCAUCAGAGAAUCCAUUCCGAGGAGAAAAAAUAUAAAUGCUUAGAAUGUGGAAAGAGCUUCCGCUGGAGUUCAAACCUCACUGUGCAUCAGAAAAUCCACUCAAAAGAGAAACCAUAUAAAUGCUUGAUAUGUGGAAAGAGCUUCACUCUCAGUACAGGCCUCACUUCCCAUCAGAGAACCCACUCCGGGGAGAAACCCUACCAGUGCACAGUGUGUGGGAAAUGCUUCACUCAGAGACCACAUCUUACUUCUCACCGAAGAAUCCAUUCUGGUGAGAAGCCCUAUAAAUGCCAGGAGUGUGGAAAAGGCUUCAGUCAAAGCUCACACCUGACUGUACACCAAAGAGUCCACACGGGAGAAAAGCCAUAUAAAUGCUUGGAGUGUGGAAAGAGCUUUCGUAUGACCACACACCUUAAAUCGCAUGAAAGAAUCCACACAGGGGAGAAGCCAUAUAAGUGCCUGGAUUGUGGGAAAAGCUUCAAUCAGAGCUCAAGCCUUAAUACACAUAGAAGAAUCCACACAGGAAAGAAGCCGUAUAAAUGUAUGGAGUGUGGAAAGAGUUUUGGCAGCAGUCCACAACUUAAUGUGCAUGAAAGAACUCACACAGGGGAGAAACCAUUUAAAUGCCUGCAGUGUGGAAAGAACUUCUCUAGUGGCACACGGCUGGCAGAACAUUGUACAGUUCACACUGGAGAGAAAAAAUAUAGAUGCAGGGACUGUGGGAAAAGAUUCAGAUGGAGAGAUCAUUUUAUCUCCCAUCAAAGAAAACACGAAGAGGAGGUUUCAUAG